AAUUAUUAUUUUACAAAAUUUAUUAAACCUUUACUUUAUUAACACAUAUAAAUUCAUAUGAAAUUAAUCGUUGUAUUAAAAUAUUUUUAAUUAUGAUAUUAAACAAACUAUUUUUGUUGCAAAUAUUAUGUAUAAUUAAUUCGCAAUUAAUUUGCGGCAAAACUAUUCAAUUAACAGUCGACCCAAAAACAGACUACGAGUUUCACGACAUCGAUGGGUCGGACACCACACCCGACCAGCAACUGAUGGUCAACGGGACAACUGGUCGGCCAUCGGAGGUGGAGGCGGAGGAAAAUGUGGUAAACCCGGUGCUGACCACCGAAACAGAGCCGGCCAUCGAUCCCAACAACGAUAAACCUGUCAGACCUACGGAAUCGCCGGACACUUCGGGCACCGAUUCCGGGACCUGUAAUCUUAAGCCAGAAUUAUUUGCAAUUAAGAUAACAGAAUUGUUGGAGAAAUAUAUUCCCGAUUCACUGAUAUUAAAGCCCAUAACCAGAGGUAACUCAACGAGAAUACGGUUAGAAAACGGCAAACUUACGAUCGCUCGUCAGGACUAUAAGCCGAUGGGUCAGCCCGUGUGCCGCCAACCCGACGACCAAACAUACAAAUAUGAUAUCACAGUCCUCUUCACUGAUCUUAUGGGUGUCUACGAGUGGAAAGUGAAAAAUCUCUUCGGCUAUGACUUCGGCGAAAGCGCUUUCAUUACAAUAAAAGAGAUGGUAAUAGAGUUAGUGAUUGCCGAGAAUAAGCAACAAAAGUCCCGUUUGGAUGAGAUAAGAGUGGGUAAAAUUGAUGGCUUGAAAGUGAGGGUCAAUAUACCGGAGAGAAUCGCUUCCAACUCAUUCCUGAAGCCGAUGCUGGAGUACGUCAUCUCAAGACUGUCCACAACUGUAGCCAACGAAGAAUCACAAACCACGACAACUACCACAACAACCACUCAAUCGUUGUUAGUGUCGGAUAUAAUAUCGGAUGAGAUGCUCUUCGACACCAAACCCAUGCAACCCAUUGACACAAACUCUUUGCCAAAACCCAAGUGGAAGUGCUCUCUCGAUGAUCAGGACAUCAAAGCAAAGAUAACUGACAUAUUGUCCAAAUUUGUUCCCACACUUCUGAGACUACGGCCAAUACAACGGGGCAAUAGUUUUCGAGUGACGCUUAACAACGGCAAACUUACCAUAAACAAAGACUUUAAGAUUAUGGGCCAACCCGUGUGCCAAGAGCUGGACGACCAGAGUGUCAAAUACCGGAUCCGUGUGUUGUUUGACAAUCUUAUGGGUGUCUAUGACUGGAAAAUACACAACUUAUUCGGCAUGAGUUUCGCCGAAAACAUCAGACAAUUAGAGAUGGAGUUUGAGGUGAGAGAGCGGACGGACGGCCGAAACGAGUUGUCGGACAUGAGAGUCGACCGAAUCGAUGGCUUCAAAGUGGACGUCAAUAUACCGGACAAUAUCAUUGGUGUGCGACUACUGAAGCGAAUGAUCAAGUUCUUCGUGUCGCGGGUGUCCACUCUGGUCGCCAACAGAUCCGUCGACUCAAUCAAACGCCACAUUUACGGCGCUUUCUUCGACUCAAUUAAAAACAAAAUUCAACUCAACUUUAAUGUCGUGAAAGAGAAACUAGUGUUUAGUUAA
Medioppia subpectinata is the source of this 1634-nucleotide messenger RNA. The record is from the annotation of a GenBank genome assembly. NCBI's taxonomy places the organism in Eukaryota, Metazoa, Arthropoda, Arachnida, Sarcoptiformes, Oppiidae.